This is a messenger RNA of Helicoverpa armigera (cotton bollworm), 2772 nucleotides long. RefSeq lists its product as uncharacterized. The record is from RefSeq and is a predicted model, not a curated record. NCBI's taxonomy places the organism in Eukaryota, Metazoa, Arthropoda, Insecta, Lepidoptera, Noctuidae. Bases 261 to 1361 code for a protein of 366 amino acids. The transcript has 7 exons.
AUCUAUAAAAAGUUAAUUAAAAAUAUGGUGUUUAUUUUCACGUACGUGCUCGCAUAAAUGCUAAAAGUCAUAAAUAAAUAAAUAGGUUCGUUAUCACAGUGAAGUAAUUCCUAACUACCGCUCUAGUGAAAUAAAGAACAAUUAAUGACCAUGUUAGUGCCGAGUGUAAGGAAAUAAGUGUGUGGUGAAUAAUUAAGAUUUGUGCGAAGUGUGUACAAUGAUGGCCAGUUGAUGUUGAUCGAACCCGCACGGUCUGCAAGAUGGUGGCUCGAGGGAGAGGGCGCAUGCUCUCCAUCCUCUUCAGCGCGCUGUUGCUGGGAAGGGCUAUUGCAGUUCGUGGGCACGCAGAGGUGCGCGUGGAGUUACAAAUGGAGCGGUGGGCGGCGCGCGGCGGCGCGGUGCGGCUGCGGUGCGUGCACGACGUGCCGGCCCAUCUGCUUGACAAAGUGGUCUUCCUCCGGCACGGCACCAAAAUCUUCCAGUACAUUAGAGACAGGAAACCGCCUUAUAGAAACUUUACUACCCCCGGAGCCGUGCUCAACAUCGCCUUAGCUACGGAAAACUCUAUAAUCCUGCAGAACUUGGAUUUCGCAGCGAGUGGCAGCUACUCGUGCGAGGUGUCACUCGACACACCUAUCUUCACCAAAGCCUCAACAGAAAAACAACUCACAGUUUUCCAUCCUCAGAAGCAUCAUCCCAGGAUCGACUUCCCCACGCGUUACCUGAGCUUCGGGGAGACCCUGCGCGCUAACUGCACUACAGCACCCGCACUGCCCGCCCCUCACAUAACAUGGUUCAUCAAUGGAAGAAAGAUGGACGAGUUAGUGGCCCACUCACACAAGUUCCGCGUGCCCAUGAGCGAGCGCAACGGUCGCCGAGGCUUGCAGAGGACCUUCGAGUACGAGGCCGGGUUCAGCAGCCCUCCCCCCCUGUUGACUCUCACUCACGCCUCCCACGUCGCCACCAGACCACCCGGCUGCAGUUUGAAGGAAACUCAGAUGGCCGAAAUAAAAGAACAUGAAGAGCUGAACGUGAUCCACAUGAGCAGUCGACACAAGAGCCGUAAGCCUGGCAAGAGGGACCUCUACGUCACCGUGUCAGAACUGCAGAUAGUAGCCACGGGAAGACUUGAGAUCACCUGUGUCAGCACGAUACCAGAGUUUAGGAGUAUCGAGGAUAAGUUCGCUGAUGUUAGAAACGAUACUGUUAUAGUUGACGUGAUCAAGCCCUCAACGUUAGCUCAGCCAUCCGCCAACCUCACAAAGGCUGACUCCAGUACUUCAGGAACUCCCAGAAAGUCUAAAAACCUAUAUUCAACUCUAAUGUGUAUUAUCUUAAUUUGCUUGCUCACGGUUGCUUGAUAGGACAAGUCGUUAAAAUUAAAUAAUGGGCUGUGAUAAAAUAUGUAGAAUGUUCAUAAUACUUUUAACAUAAUAUUUAACGCGUGAGUGAAAAUGUGAAUAUGCUAAUCGUGUACAGGCACAAACAAAUUAUUUAGAUUGAUUAAGUAAUUGUAAGACUAUGUUGAUAUCAAUCGGUUCUUUUUAUUAUGUUGCAAUCAAAGAAAACUUCGAGCCCAGUUAACUUAAAGGUUAAACGUAAAUACAUGAGAUUUAGCCCCAGAUUCUUGCCGAUAAAAAAUGGAUGCAACACAUAUAAAUACUGUAACAAAACGAGUGUGAGGAUUGCCAUUGUUGUGCCUAGACAUUUUUCAAGUCGCCAAAACUAAUGACAUAUCAUCUCCUUGAGAGAACAUUAUUUCUAAGUAAUGAUUGUGUGUGAUGUAAUGAUUCUAUGAUGAUAUCCACCUCUAGAUAUUAUCUACCUACUUAAGAAACCGAAGUGCUUGAGUGUCUUAUGUUGAGCUGUACAAUUAGAUAGUACGUGAUUUGUGACAUAAUAACAAUUCAUUAUUAUGAAUAGAAAUCGGAUUAUACACAAUACUACCUACUUAUCGAAAUAUUGAGAACCACAACAAUGAUCUGCUGACAACUUAACGCUUUUUUUCGAUAGGUUACAAUCGGUUGUGUCGAAUUGUGAAAUGGCAUGCGACAAAAACGCACCUCGUUUUAAAUUGUAGCGUAUUCGUAAACCAGAUACCCACAAACCUACGUACCUACGUUACAAGUGUAAAGGUGUCUGAAAUCUACUACAGAUUCAUGCACAGGUCUGCCAAAAAUAAGGACUACCUAUACAUACAUAUUUUCUUUAUGUAUAUAGUAAUAAAAUAAAUGACAGACAUAGCUGAUACCUACCAUAAAAACGAGUUUGGAACAUACAAGUCUACGAUCAUGACCAAACGACAAAAGCAAAAUGAUCUGGAUUUCCAACUUUAGGAAACAGCAUUUUUCCUGAAUAGUACGUUUAAAACGUACAAUAACGUACCCACCAGGGUUGUGAUACGUUAAAACAUCGCUAAAUUACAAUUGAGUCAUCAUCCCAUCUUGUAUAGGUCGCCUAUUGCCAAUGCAAUCAAGUGGGAUCAAUUAUUUAAAUUGUUAAGAAUGAGGUACGGUAUAGGCAUACGUAACAAGAGCAUUUAUUCUAAAUAUAUAGAAAAUUCUAUACUAGGUACUUAUUUAUGAUAUGAAUUGUUCUUAAUUCCUGCUACCUGUGUUUAUUUUUCGUAUAGGAAAUACGAACCUUAAUAAUGUCUAUAGUGUUACGUAAACCAUAACAACAUGGUAACGUUGCUAUCCAAGUAAAUAACGUUGCAUUCUAUUUUACUGACCUAUAGUUGCUUAUUUUUUUAUGCAAAAUAAUCAAAUGAAA